AUGUCAGAGAAGCAAGAAAUCAAGAUCGAAAGCGCCGAGCAAUUCGACGCAGAAAUAAAAAAAAUACAGGAGAUAUUUCAAGAAAAAGAAUCUGAACACACCUGGCAAGGAUUUGAUGAGGCAUUGAGUCGGCUAACCAUAAUGAUACAAAAUGGUGCAUACAAAUACGAGAGCUCAUUUCUUCACGGAUUAAAGGUUUUGCGAAAAUCUAUUUUAAAUUCGUUACUCACAGACAGAACGCGUCUGUCUGGAACUGCUGUCGAAUUGAUUGAAGAAAUUGCCAAAGCUUUAGGUCCUAAAUUUCAACCUAUGGCAGACACAUACGUUGCAGCCAUAUUGAAACUGUGUAUGCGCACGAACAAAAUAUUCAUCACUAGAGCCCAAAAGUGUAUGAUUGGUAUCAUUAAAGUUUCUUAUAUUCCCGCCGUCAUUCCGAAAUUCAGGGAAGCUUUACAGGAUCCAAGCAAGAAUUUACGGGCUUGUGCGGCUGAGUUUAUUCUUGCUAGUUUGGAAGCGAACGAUGUGGGUAGUUUAACUGAUUAUAUCGACGAUUUGGAAUUGGCAAUACGAGAAGGAGCUAUCGACUCGACGCCCGCCGUAAGAGCGACGACAAAAAAAACCUUCGAGGUCUACAAGCUUAAAUUUGACCUAAGGUUACAAGACUUCGUCGAUACAUUACCAGGAACGACAAAAAAGUAUCUUGGUAUACAGGAUAAACAACCACCAAAGCCAUUCCGACCGCCCCUGCGCAAAGCGUAUUCAUAUGCGCAGGCCAAGGAGAACCCGCAACCUCUUUCCCAGACUGCGCCUAGUACGAUAAAUAAAAGAGGUGUAACAGGCGGCGCACAGAGAGUGAAAUCAAAGGAGUCUAAUGCUGAAGAGAAGACAAAAGUUAGGAGGGCCUUUACUAAAUAA
Molecule: messenger RNA, 915 nt
Organism: Paraglomus occultum
Lineage: Eukaryota; Fungi; Glomeromycota; Glomeromycetes; Paraglomerales; Paraglomeraceae
Source: the annotation of a GenBank genome assembly